Messenger RNA from Pelecanus crispus (Dalmatian pelican), 521 nucleotides. NCBI's taxonomy places the organism in Eukaryota, Metazoa, Chordata, Aves, Pelecaniformes, Pelecanidae. The record is from RefSeq and is a predicted model, not a curated record.
CUCGCCUGACCGUGUCCUACUGCCGGAGCAGUGGCCCUGGCGGGCAGCACGUUAAUAAAGUGAACACCAAGGCAGAAGUUCGGUUCCACCUGGCGUCAGCAGAUUGGAUUCCAGAAGAUGUGAGACAAAAAAUGGCAUCGAUGCACAGGAAUAAGAUAAACCGAGCUGGUGAGCUGAUUGUGAACUCUGAAGAGAGUCGCUACCAAAUGAGGAAUCUGGCAAUUUGUUUAGAAAAAAUCAGAACCAUGGUCACGGAGGCUACCGAGCAGCCCAAGGUGGUGUCUAAGGAGACUACACAGAAACUCAUAGAGAGGGUGGAAAAAAUGAACCGUGAACGACUACGACAGAAAAAGAUACACUCAAAUAUAAAACAGAGCAGGAAGGCAGACUUUGACUGAGAACAGCAGAGAUCCAAGUCCUUGGCAUACCGUCUUUUUAAAGAGAUGGCAUUGGCAGCUGUAGAUGAUGCUAAACUCGAUGACCUAUGUUGAAUAAAAAUGGUCUAAAAGUGUAAAUAAAAA